UCCACAUCAAGAAUGAAGAUAUAAUAUUUGAUGUCUUGAUGCUACAGUAAAAACUGAGACGGUGAAAGCACUGGAGAAGAAAGAGCACUUCAAGCCCUACAGGUAACCUGCUAAUGCAUAUUGGAAGCAAAAUAGCCAAUCUUACCUCCACAUCUGGAUUUCUGCUCCUGGAAUUUUCGGACAUCCGAGAAACACAGAUCUUAUAUUUCUUUGUGUUCCUCACCAUAUACUUGACUGCAGUGACUGGCAACCUUCUCAUCAUCCUUGCUGUAGCCCUGGAUCAUCAUCUGCAAACCCCCAUGUAUUUCUUUCUCAUGAACUUAGCUAUUCUGGACCUUGGCGCAGUGUCUGUCAUGGUACCCAAAGCCAUGGCCAAUUCCCUCAUGAACAGCAGGUCAAUUUCUUACUCAGGAUGUGUAGCUCAAGUUUUUUUCCUCUUUUUUUUUGUAGGGUCAGAUCUGUCCAUCUUGACAAUAAUGGCACAUGAUCGGUAUGUGGCUAUCUGCAAUCCAUUGCAAUAUGAGAUAGUUAUGCACAGAGGAGCCUGUAUUCAAAUGGCAGCCAGUGCAUGGAUUGCUGGUAUACUCUAUGGUGCGUUACACACUGGAGGAACAUUUACCAUCACCUUUUGCUCCAACAUGAUUGAUCAGUUCUUCUGUGAAAUACCACAGAUGCUAAAACUCUCCUGCUCAAACCUGUAUCUGGUGGAAGUUGGUUUGCUUUUAUGGGGCUCUUGCCUGGCAUUAGGAUGCUUCAUCUACAUCACUGUCAGCUAUGUGCGGAUUUUUGAAGCAGUGCUCAAAAUCCCUUCUGUCCAUGGUCAGAAAAAGGCCAUCUCCACAUGCCUUCCCCACCUCACUGUCGUUUCUUUGCUCAUCUUUACUGGCAUGUUUGCCUAUUUGAGGCCUCAGAGUUACACUUCAUCUGACCUGAAUAUUAUUUCUGCAAUAAUUUAUGCUGUAGUUCCUCCCUUGCUCAAUCCAUUCAUUUAUAGCAUGAGAAACAAAGAAAUCAAGACCGCAUUGUUGAAAAUCUCUGAUUGUGGGCAUCUUUCUAAAAUAAUUGCUAGCAAAGCUUUUCGACAAAAAUGA
Molecule: messenger RNA, 1091 nt
Organism: Sphaerodactylus townsendi
Lineage: Eukaryota; Metazoa; Chordata; Lepidosauria; Squamata; Sphaerodactylidae
Product: olfactory receptor 14A16-like
Exons: 2
Coding region: 114-1091 (325 amino acids)
Biological process (GO): G protein-coupled receptor signaling pathway
Cellular component (GO): membrane
Molecular function (GO): odorant binding; olfactory receptor activity; G protein-coupled receptor activity
Source: RefSeq, a predicted model, not a curated record